Molecule: messenger RNA, 1452 nt
Organism: Dermacentor albipictus
Lineage: Eukaryota; Metazoa; Arthropoda; Arachnida; Ixodida; Ixodidae
Product: deoxyribonuclease-2-alpha-like
Biological process (GO): apoptotic DNA fragmentation
Molecular function (GO): deoxyribonuclease II activity
Source: RefSeq, a predicted model, not a curated record
CACCAGAAGUACAUAAAGCGCUACUUCCAGAAAGCUUCGGCGGAUACCGCGCAUAAAGUUUACAAGCCCAACUACAGCGACCGCAGUACAGUGAAGAAAAAUUGAAAGAAGCGGUUUUACGAAGUUUACGAAGUUACGGGGGGUCUGAUUCCACCGUCCUGUUUAGCUCAUCUCAGGAAAAGUGUAAUGGCUACCUUCCACAUCCUUGCGCAGCUUGUUUUCAUUGGGACAUGCGCGAGCUUUUACGGUGCAUUUGUGAAUGCAAAAGUCUCUUGCAAGAACGCCAAAGGAAAAGAUGUUGACUGGUUUGUUGUCUACAAGAUACCAAAAACAAAGCAUAAUGCUGAAAGCUUUAAGCAACCCAAUGGUGGAGAAAUGGCGUACUAUGACAGCGAAUCGAGAAGUUCAAGGUGGACCUUGUUGCCGAGGGAUAUUGGCCACAAAUCAGACAACCCAAUCGCAAAUACCCUGGCACCCAUGUAUAAAAAGUCAUCAAAAGUUGCAUACUUGGCUUACAAUGAUCAGCUGCCACACAACUUUAACGGCACAAGACAAGGACACACAAAGGGCGUGCUCUUGGCAGGUCAAAAAAUGGACAUGGGCGCAGUGUGGCUUCAGCAUAGCGUUCCAAGGUUCGUGGAUGACGUGAACAUGGGUUAUGCGUAUCCUACCAACGGUCGAGAGAACGGCCAGCUGUUCCUGUGCAUCACGUUUCCUCUGGCAACGGUGGAAAAAAUAUCAUACCACCUUCAAGUCCAGGGUGCCAACGUGUACCAGACACGCUACCUGCCGUGGACGAACGCAUUUCCGAUAUUUGCUGGGUUACUGAAGAGGAAUUACAUGAGGAAGUUAAAGGGCCUACAAGUCGACAUUCUUCUAACCCGAAAGAACAGACCCGUUUUGGCCAUUGCGAAGUCGCCGAAAUGGAACAAAGACAUCUAUACGCAAGAGCUCAGUGACAAAGUCGGCGACAGCAUUACCGUUCAGUCUUGGAAAAAUGGCGCCGGUGGCGCCCAGGACAUGUACUGCGCGCACAAGCGCAGUGUCACUGAUGUACAAGUCGUCAAAGUGCAAACCCAGUUCGGAGCCCUAGUAUUUUCAAGCCGCGAGGACCACAGCAAGUGGUCAGUCACAUCGACUAAGGCCGUUUUCUGCUUUUCCAGCCUUAACCGCAUGGUCUCCCAGUGGAAGCGAGGAGGCGAAAUCACGUGUAUUGCAGAUACACCCUUGGCUGAGCUCUUCAGAAAUAGUAUCUACAAACGAAGCUCUUGCAAAAGAGAACGCUAAGAGUAGAGAAAGGAAUUCCUGCUACAGAUCAUUUGACAGUAUUAACAGGGAAUGAAGAUAUUAUACGAAUACUCUCGUAAUAAUUAUAAAUGACAGACUGGCACAACAGCGACGGAUAGAAUGCCCAAUAAGAGCAUCGCAUAUCUUGGAAUCAGCUUAUCACAA